This is a messenger RNA of Anopheles marshallii, 2031 nucleotides long. Its product is annotated as carcinine transporter. Lineage: Eukaryota; Metazoa; Arthropoda; Insecta; Diptera; Culicidae. The record is from RefSeq and is a predicted model, not a curated record. The coding region runs from base 1 to 2031 and encodes 676 amino acids. Gene Ontology annotation, molecular function: transmembrane transporter activity. The transcript is spliced from 6 exons. Gene Ontology annotation, biological process: transmembrane transport. Gene Ontology annotation, cellular component: membrane.
AUGAACGGCAAACGGAGCAGCAGUUCGGCAAAGCCGUCCUUAGAACCACCGAAGGAGAUGAAGGAGGAGGAGGAGGAAAAUUUGGAUGAGGGGGAGAUCCUGGAGAGUGAGAAGAUGAUGUCCGAGGAACCUUUCGAUUUGGAUGAACUGCUCCCCGUGAUAGGAGAGUUUGGUCGUUAUCAGAAGCUAUUGCUAUGGUUGAUAUGUCUUCCCGCCUGCAUACCGUGUGGGUUCUGUGCAUUUAAUCAACUAUUUAUGACGGACGUACCGGAGGAGUACUGGUGUCGGGUACCAGAACUCGAAAACUUCACCGCCGAGGAACGCAAAAUGUACUCCAUACCGAUGGUGGAGCUUGACGGGGUGGAAAGUUACAGCAAAUGUUCCCGCUACGCAGUGGAUUGGAAAGAGAUACUGAACUACAGUGACGAUCUAGAAGGGCCGCUGGCACCGAACAGCUCAUGGCCAACGGAACCGUGUCUGGAUGGAUGGGAGUAUAACACCACCGUUGUACAGUCAUCUAUAGUGAUCGAUUUCAAUCUGGUGUGCGAUUACGACAUCUAUCCUACACUAGGGCUAGUAGCGCUCAACACCGGUGGUCCCGUUGGUGUGUAUCUGUUCGGUCUGCUAAACGACCGUCUAGGCCGGCGGAUAUCGUACUUCUCCUGUCUGGCAACACUGCUCAUCGGUAGCUUCAUCACCGCCGCCAGUACCAGCUUCUGGAUGUGGGCUUUCAGCCGCGUCAUCGUCGGCCUUACCAUACCGGCCGUCUACCAAAUCCCAUUCAUUAUUGCGCUUGAACUGGUCGGCCCAAACUAUCGGUCCUUCGUCACCGUAAUGACCUGUACGUUCUACACGUUCGGCAUCAUGAUGCUGGCCGGUGUUACCUAUCUGAUACGGGACUGGGUACAGCUGACACUUUACACUUCCGUACCGUUUCUGUUCUACUUUCUCUAUCUGCUCGUAAUGCCCGAAUCUCCCCGUUGGUUACUGAUGAAGGGUAAGCUUGAGCAAGCGCUGUUAAUACUGGAGAAGAUGGCCAACGUUAAUGGCAAGCAACUGCCGGACAGUUUUCGAAAGCGGCUGCAGCAGCGCGUCCAGGCGGAGAAGAGCCGUACGACGAAGCGCACGGAACAGACGAUCGGUGCGUUCGAUUUGUGCAAAACGCCCAACAUGAGACUGAAGACGAUACUGAUCACGUUGAACUGGUUUGCCAACGAGACGGUCUAUCUGGGACUGAGCUACUAUGGACCAUCGUUGGGGGAGAAUCAGUACCUUAGCUUCUUUCUGUCCUCGCUCGUCGAGAUUCCGAGCUACAUUAUUUGUUGGAUUAUCAUGGACCGAUGGGGACGUCGGUGGCCAAUGUGUUUACUGAUGAUACUGAGCGGUAUAAGCUGUAUUGUAACUGUCGUCCUAUCGGAGGAUGCGGUUACGGAAACACUCGUACUGUACCUGCUGUCCAAGUCGAUGAUAUCGGCCUCGUUCCUGAUUAUUUAUCCAUUCGCUGGGGAGCUCUAUCCGACGCAGGUUCGUGGUGUUGGCAUUGGCACAUCCAGCUACAUCGGUGGACUCGGUCUUAUCGUUAUUCCAUUCAUUACAUACUUGGGCAAAGAAAACCUUCGCCUACCACUCGUCAUAAUGGGUUGCGUUUCCGUACUCGGUGGAUUCACCGGGCUUCGGUUACCGGAAACGCUACACCAUCGUCUUCCCCAGACGCUCGAAGAAGGCGAACUGUUCGGGCAGGACUGGACCUUUGACGAGUGUUUCCGGUGCAUUCCGAGCAAAAAGUCCCCCACAAGCUCGUACGAAAACCUGUCGCACGAUCCGUCCGAUGCGGCACUCGAGCUGAAUGCGGCUGUCCCAAUCAAUGCCGGUACGUUCGCUACCGGGUCGGGUUCGUGCUCCACCGAACGGACACCGCUCGAGCUGGCCCGGAUACGCCGACAAUCGAUGAAGCGGCUCGUACGGCAGGCUAGCACGAUGGACACGCAGAAAACGAAGGAUGGUGCUAUGCAGUUGACUUACUGGUUUUGA